CCCAAGCGCGCAGGCGCGAAGCCCGCGGGUGCGCAUCGCUUCCGGUUGGGCCCUCGGCCCGGCACGGGAAAGCGGUUUCCUUCGGUGGAGCCCGGUGUACCCUGCCUCAGGGCCGGUAUGGAGAAGCUCAGGCGGGUGCUGACCGGGCAGGACGAUGAGGAGCAGGGACUGACGGCGCAGGUCCUUGAUGCCUCAACACUUAGCACUGGUACUCGAAUCAGAUGGUUUGCCAUAUGUUUUGUUGCUGGCGUCGUGUGUUCUUUUCUUGGAACAGCAUUGCUAUGGCUCCCACAGGGGAUCAAACUUUUUGCUGUGUUUUACACCCUGGGAAACAUUGCUGCAUUAGCCAGUACAUGUUUCCUGAUGGGGCCACUGAAGCAAUUGAAAGCGAUGUUUGAGCCCAAGAGAUUAAUAGCUACAGUUGUGAUGCUGCUUUGCCUAAUACUGACCCUGUGUGCUGUAUUCUGGGGCAAAAAAGGUUUGGCAAUGUUAUUCUGCAUAUUGCAGUUCUUGGCAAUGACCUGGUAUAGUCUGUCGUAUAUUCCUUUUGCAAGGGAUGCUGUGAUUAAAUGCUUCUCAUCCUGCCUAGCGUAAAUUAAAAACAGAAACCACUGUCCACUUUAAAAGGCAACUUUUAUUCCUCUGUGAACUUUGCUCUGAAAACUCUACUUUUCUAUUCAUGAAAUGCCCAGUAAGAAUUUAGUAUGUUCCUUGCCUUCUGCAUUUGGGGGAUUAAGUAUUUUUUACUGAAAACAGUUUAAAAAUAAACUGGGCAAACUGUUUGUGUUUACCCUGAAGCUUUUGGGGUCUUUUUUUUUUUUUUAACAGAAUGGCACAUUUUAAAUACUUUGUGCAGCAUGGUCUUAAAGCUACCCUGCAUCCAGUAACAGUUUAUUCCCCAGUGGAGGCAAGCUGAUAAGAUCUGGGCAGUAUGCGUAAAGAUUUCAUUUGCAGUUCUGUCUAAAAUUUGCAAUGUACCAUUUAUGUUUGUAUACUGUUAAUUGUUUGUUUUUCCAAAGACGGAGUUUUAUAAAUGUUGUAAAGACUUUGUAAGUUAUAAUUAACUGCUCCUUUGAAAUGUCUGUACAUGUGCCUUAUGGAAAAAGCUUAAUGAGAGUAUGUGAUAGGUCUGUUUAAAGCUUGUUGGAUUUUAUUAAAAGCUGUCUUUUA
This is a messenger RNA of Pezoporus occidentalis (night parrot), 1170 nucleotides long. It is a transcript of the gene SFT2D1, whose product is annotated as SFT2 domain containing 1. Bases 118 to 594 code for a protein of 158 amino acids. The transcript has 8 exons. Gene Ontology annotation, biological process: vesicle-mediated transport. NCBI's taxonomy places the organism in Eukaryota, Metazoa, Chordata, Aves, Psittaciformes, Psittacidae. The record is from RefSeq and is a predicted model, not a curated record. Gene Ontology annotation, cellular component: membrane.